AUGGAGUAUCUGCAUCGUCUCAAUGUCGCAGCCAAGCACGCUAAGAUUGCGAUUAAAAAAGAGAAUGUUUAUACCGCGGCCACGCGUCGCAAACAAGAGGAAUUUUUCAUCGCUAUGCUCGAUGAUCUCGAUCUAGCGAAACAGAUAACUCAAUUGCGAUUGAAGGACAUUAAUGAAAUAGAAGAAACUCUCCUUGCAUGCCAACGGAUGGAGUCGUCAGGUGAAAGCGUUGACGGGAUCGAACAGAUUCCAUUAGCGGACGAAGGUGCCUCCCAAUCAAAUGUCAUCCAAGACAACCCGGGCAGUGAGGGCGGACCGCGAGAGAGUCGAAAGCAGCGAAGCGAGUCGGACUCAAUUGGAUCCGAUGUCGGCAAGUAUGGUUGCCGAGUCUCUGCGAAUACUACGCCUGAUCAAUAA
This is a messenger RNA of Peronospora matthiolae, 417 nucleotides long. The record is from the annotation of a GenBank genome assembly. NCBI's taxonomy places the organism in Eukaryota, Oomycota, Peronosporomycetes, Peronosporales, Peronosporaceae.